This is a messenger RNA of Brassica oleracea var. oleracea, 450 nucleotides long. Its product is annotated as monothiol glutaredoxin-S4-like. Bases 1 to 309 code for a protein of 102 amino acids. Lineage: Eukaryota; Viridiplantae; Streptophyta; Magnoliopsida; Brassicales; Brassicaceae. The record is from RefSeq and is a predicted model, not a curated record. The transcript has a single exon.
AUGGAAAAGCUACAAAAGAUGAUCUCCGAGAAGUCAGUAGUGAUCUUUAGCAAGAACUCGUGCUGCAUGUCUCACACAAUCAAGACUCUCUUCUUAGACUUUGGUGUAAACCCGACGAUCUAUGAGUUAGACGAGAUCAACAGAGGAAAUGAGAUAGAGCAAGCAUUGGCUCAGAUCGGCUGCAGCCCCACUGUGCCGGCGGUUUUCAUAGGAGGUCAGCUCGUUGGUGGAGCCAAUCAAGUCAUGAGUCUUCAUCUCAAUCGCUCUCUACUUCCAAUGCUUAAGCGGGUUGGGGCGUUAUGGCUUUGAUUAAAUAUAGAGAUGUACUUACUUAGAGGAUGAUUAGUUAUGAUUGUAGAUGCUCUCUACAGCUUUAUCAAUAUGUUCUCCUCUCACGUAUACUAAUGUUGAAGUUGCAUCAGUUGUAUGAUAUAUAUCCUUUAGUUUUCC